AUGGGGACAGAAAAUGACACAAGAAUUUCAGAAUUCCUUCUGCUGGGGUUUUCAGAGGACCCAGAACAGCAGCCCCUCAUAUUUGGGCUUUUCCUGUCCAUGUACCUGGUCACUGUGCUGGGGAACCUGCUCAUCAUCCUGGCCACCAUCUCAGACUCCCACCUGCACACGCCCAUGUACUUCUUCCUCUCCAACCUGUCCUUUGUGGACAUGUGCUUCACUUCCACCACCAUCCCCAAGAUGCUGGUGAACAUCCAGACACAGAGCAAUGUCAUCGGGUUUAAAAGCUGCAUCGCUCAAAUGCAUUUCUUCCUGCUCUUUUCAGUGGUAGACAUCUUUUUGCUGACCAUAAUGGCUUAUGACCGCUUUGUGUCCAUCUGUCACCCUCUGCACUACACAGUUAUUAUGAAGCCCUGGUUCUGUGUGUGGCUGGUUCUGGUGUCCUGGGUUGUGAGUAUGUCACAUGCAUUGUUGCAAAGCUUAUUGAUGUUGCUACUAUCCUUCUGCACAGAUGUGGAAAUCCCCCAUUUUUUCUGUGAACUUAAUCAGGUGGUCCACCGAGCCUGCUCUGACACUUUUCUUAAUGAUGUGGUGAUAUACUUUGCAACUGUGCUACUGGCUGGUUGUCCCCUUGCUGGUAUCCUUUACUCUUAUUCUAAGAUAGUGUCCUCCAUCCGUGCAAUCUCAUCAGCUCAGGGAAAAUACAAAGCCUUCUCCACCUGUGCAUCUCACCUCUCUGUGGUCUCCUUGUUUUAUGGCACAAGCCUAGGUGUGUACCUCAGUUCUGCUGUGACCCCAAACUCACGCUCUACUGCAACAGCCUCGGUGAUGUACAGCGUGGUCACCCCCAUGCUGAACCCCUUCAUCUACAGUCUGAGGAAUAAGGACAUCAAGAACGCUCUGAGAAGACUCUGUGACAAAGAGAAACUGUGA
Marmota monax (woodchuck) is the source of this 933-nucleotide messenger RNA. Its product is annotated as olfactory receptor 7A17-like. Gene Ontology annotation, biological process: G protein-coupled receptor signaling pathway. The record is from RefSeq and is a predicted model, not a curated record. Bases 1 to 933 code for a protein of 310 amino acids. Gene Ontology annotation, molecular function: G protein-coupled receptor activity; olfactory receptor activity. Gene Ontology annotation, cellular component: membrane. NCBI's taxonomy places the organism in Eukaryota, Metazoa, Chordata, Mammalia, Rodentia, Sciuridae. The transcript has a single exon.